Molecule: messenger RNA, 153 nt
Organism: Plenodomus lingam JN3
Lineage: Eukaryota; Fungi; Ascomycota; Dothideomycetes; Pleosporales; Leptosphaeriaceae
Source: RefSeq, a predicted model, not a curated record
AUGGUAAUGGACACCGUCAGUAUUGCAAGCACGACAAGUAAGAGGAAGGCUUGCAAGAGCCUCCGUCGAGCCCAAUGGGACUGUGAGCAAAAAGCGGAAGAUGGUGGGAAGCGGAGGCAGGUCAAGACGGAGCUCUCGUGCCAGCUCAGUUAG